Lycium barbarum (goji berry) is the source of this 2335-nucleotide messenger RNA. RefSeq names its product ACT domain-containing protein ACR8-like. The transcript is spliced from 7 exons. The record is from RefSeq and is a predicted model, not a curated record. NCBI's taxonomy places the organism in Eukaryota, Viridiplantae, Streptophyta, Magnoliopsida, Solanales, Solanaceae. The coding region runs from base 171 to 1523 and encodes 450 amino acids.
UCGAGUUGUUGCGAUAAGUAUACAGAGAGAGAGAAGAAAAAGAAAAUAUACCCAACCAAAAACACCAUUUUCUCUGUAUAUCUAUUAUAUAUAGAGAAAGAGAGGAUUUUGUUAAGGAUAGAGAAUCCAAGAGUGAUAUACACACACUAUAUAUAGAGAAAAGUUGAAAAAUGAAAUUCAACACAGAAAAUAUGGAUAUGGAGUGGCCUGUUUUUUUGGAUGAAUAUGAAAAGCUUGUUUUUCGAAUGACUACUCCAAGGGUUAUGAUCGACAAUGCCAGUUGUUCAAACGCCACCCUUGUUAUGAUUGAUACUGCAAGGAAACAUGGAAUUCUUCUUGAAGCAGUUCAAGUUCUCACGGAUCUGAACCUUUCGAUCAAGAAAGCUUACGUCUCCUGCGAUGGUCGAUGGUUUAUGGAUGUUUUUCAUGUUACUGACUUGGAUGGAAACAAGUUAACAGACAAAAAAGUCAUCAGUUACAUCGAACAGUCACUUGAGACAAUUCACUGCGCAAGUUCAAAGAGCUACAAUGGCUUGACAGCUCUGGAACUAACUGGGACGGAUCGAAUUGGCCUUUUAUCGGAGGUCUUUGCCGUACUAUCAGAUUUACAAUGCAACGUAGUUGAAGCUAAAAUGUGGACUCAUAAUGGUCGUAUUGCCUCCCGGAUAUACAUAAAGGAAAGCCACUCGGGGUCCCCAAUUGAGGACUCACAGAAGAUUGACAGAAUUAAAGCGCGUUUAAAGAACGUGCUUAAGGGGGAUAACGAUAUUCGAAGUGCUAAAACAUCUGUGUCUUUAGCUGUCACGCAUACAGAAAGAAGACUUCACCAAAUGAUGUUUGCAGACCGGGAUUAUGAAAGAAAGCCAGUGAUUAGGACUAGUGACGAUACCCCAAUAGUAUCGGUAUUAAACUGUUUGGAAAAGGGUUAUUCUGUAGUAAAUAUUCAGUGCAAAGAUCGAACUAAGCUUCUGUUUGAUGUCGUUUGCACGUUAACAGACAUGCAGUAUGUUGUGUUCCAUGCCACAAUUGAUUCUGCUGGGGACAGGGCAUACUUGGAAUUCUUCAUUAGGCAUACAGAUGGAACCCCGAUUAGUUCAGACGCUGAAAAGCAACGUGUGAUUCUAUGUCUACAAGCUGCAAUCGAAAGAAGAGCAUCUGAGGGGGUGAGGCUGGAACUAUGCACAGGAGAUAAACAAGGAUUAUUAGCCGAUGUAACGAGAACAUUCCGGGAGAACGGCCUAAACGUGACAAGGGCUGAGAUAUCAACCACAGGGGAUUCAGCUCUAAAUAUAUUUUACAUAACAGAUGCAAGGGGAAAUCCAGCCGAUUCAGUGAUCAUUGAGUCUGUUAGGGAACAAAUCGGAUGGAGUGACUUGAAAGUGAAGGAAUUGCCAUUGAUCAAUCAUCAAAAGGUUGAUAGAGAUGAGCCCGCAGUGGGUGUAGGCGGGGCCAUGUUGGUGUCACUUGGUAGCAUAUUUAGAAGGAAUCUCUACAACUUGGGGUUGAUCAAGUCAUUUUCUUGAUGCAAGAAAAAUGAAUCUUCUCAUACCAACUUACCAAAAAAGAAGAAUAGGAGAAGUUCAUAUUCCCCCCAAUUCAGACUUUGGAAGCCUCAAAGGACACUUAAUUUCAAAUGGCAUGUUUACAUAGCUUAAGGAUUAUGGUAAAUUGCUUAGUUGUUCUAGAAAAAUUGCAUAGCUUUUUUAGAAUCCGACACACCGGGCGGUAUUUUUUAAGAGGCCGAGCAACAUAGGGUGAAUGGUAUUGGGAGCCACUUAGCCUACCGAACAAGUUGGAAUGACGACGUACAUGAAUUUUCGUUGUUCAUAUUGCUACAUUUAAGCAAGCAGUGGAUGGCUAUGCAACGACGCCUCAAGCUUGAAGCUAAUUGGGGUCAACUAUAAGAAUCUUCACUGUCCAUGAUGCUCCAUUUAAGCAUGCAAGGGAUGGGUAUACAACGAGAACGCCUCAGUCUCAAGCAACUUGAGAUCAGCUACAUGAAUCUUCAAUGUCUAUGUCGCUCCACUUAAGCAACACUGGAGGGGUAUACGAUAAAAAGGCCUUCAUCUCAAGCAAUUUGAGGUUAGCUAUAUGAAUUGUGUGUAUCGCUCCACUUAAGCAGGCGGUGGAGGGGUAUACAAUAAAAACGCCUUUAUCUCCAGCAAUUUGAGAUCGACUUUAUGAAUCUUUACUAUCUAUGUCAUUCCAGCAGGCAAAAGGGGCCAAACAGUGACUUACUAGGAAGGUUAGGCUGUAGAGGAAGUUGGCAUUAGACACACUGUAUAUAUGUAAAUAUCCACUAUUUUUAAAUGCUAACUUUAAUGUUUGACUUCAU